Molecule: messenger RNA, 360 nt
Organism: Triticum turgidum subsp. durum (durum wheat)
Lineage: Eukaryota; Viridiplantae; Streptophyta; Magnoliopsida; Poales; Poaceae
Source: the annotation of a GenBank genome assembly
AUGUUUAAACUGUGGAAGCGUGCAAUAGAGUCAUCCAUAGCAUUGUCGCUAGAUGACGAUGAAGCCAAUGCACUUACACCUGACACGCUUCUUAUGAGGGUUGAGGAGUUCAGUAUCACAUUGCAGGCUGUGGAGCAUUCAUUCCCAGCUUUGCUCGUGGGCAAUGGUAAGGAGGGCCCUGAAGCUCUAAAUGAGUCUGAUGAUGGAAUCAUUAGACCCCAAGAAAAUCAGUUUGAGAAAUCACUUGAUGCCGGCGAUGAUGAUCACUUUGAAUACGACAUGCUCGAGCGUCUGGAGUCAUCGGCGCCACUGGGGUCAUUACCGAUCGACUCUGUCAUAGAGCAGUUGAACAGCGAGUAA